Molecule: messenger RNA, 1797 nt
Organism: Symbiodinium natans
Lineage: Eukaryota; Dinophyceae; Suessiales; Symbiodiniaceae
Source: the annotation of a GenBank genome assembly
AUGGCGCAAGCUUCAGAAGGAACGGCUGAAGCAGCGGCAGGAGCCACCGGAGGUGUGAGCCAUCUCCCGUGGCAGCAGGUCCCGAAGUUUACGCCAGGGGUGACAAGCGUGGACGAGUACUCUCAACGGCUUCGCUUUCUCAAAGAGUUGUGGCCAGCCGAGCAUCUGUCGUUGUUGGCUCCCCGGGCAGCCCUCUUGGUGGAGGGGGCCGCCUUCCAAAAGGUGAGCCGGAUCAAGCCCGAGCAGUUGCGAGGACCUGAUGGUGUGAAGUACCUUGUGGAGUCGCUGGGCGGGUCUUGGGGAAAGACCACAGUGGAGGAGCGAUACCACUUCUUUGAGCAGGCCAUCUUUCAGACGCAACAGAAGGCGGACGAGAGUAACGAUUCGUACAUUGCCAGACACGACGCUUUCUUUGAGGAACUCUUGAGCCGUGGGGUGACCCUUGAAGAGAUCCGCGCCUAUGUUCUUCUCCGUCAUUCCUUGUUGGCCCCGGAGGACAAGAAGCGUGUGAUCGUGGAAGCCAAGGGCGACUUGAAGUACCAAGAAACGGUCCGAGCAGUGCGGCUCUUGGGGUCCAAGUUCUUCACAGACUUUCAGAACCGUAGUGGCCCGGGAAAUGCCAAGGCAAUGGAUCGAAGCAAGGUCUACGACAUCCACAUGACGACAGACGACGACACCUUUGAGGAAGUGCACAUGGCGAUGGGACAGGACGAGGACCUCAGCGAUGAGCUCAUCCUGGCUCACUUCCUUGAGGCCAAUGACGAGGACGCCAUCUACAUCACGGAGUUUGAAGAUCAGAUAGUGGAGGCGGUGCAGGAGAGUGAGUUGGCCCCAGUCUUUGCCUCGUACCAAGAAGCUCGUCAAAAGCUGCGGGACAAAGCAAAGUCCAGGGGGUUCUGGCCCAUCAAGGGCAAGAUGAAGGGGAAGGGCCAGUCCGGGAAGAGAGGCAAGGGUUAUGGUUCCUGGGAUGGGGGCCGUCGACGUUCCCUUGCAGAUCGGAUCGCCAACUCCAACUGCAAACAAUGUGGGGCCAAAGGGCACUGGAAGCGGGAGUGCCCGAAGAACGACGCUAAGCCAGAGGCGACCUUGUUUGCCCAGAUCCAGCCGACCGAUCCCUUCCAAUCGGAGGUUCUCCAGACCCUGCCAGACUCCGAGCCCUUCAACAUCGAUGAGGACGACAGCGCAUGGACACAGAGAGGGGUUAGCACAGGGACAGGGAAUACUGGAGUAAUUCAGGACUUCGGGGAGACUUGCUUUAUGGUUGCGCCAAAGGUGGGGCCUUCUUUGUCUCUCGAGUCUUGCCUUGCACGACGUUUGUUAAUGAUUCACAGGACAUGUAGGACGCCAAGCUGUGCGCCGCCGGGUGCAUCUUCUGAGGCGCAAGGGCCGGCAACCGCGCCGAAGCAGGCAGUUUUGAGACGCAGCAAGCCCAGUCCCAUAAUUCCUGAAGCAAUUCUAGUAGCCACUGUAGGUACUGAGGGGGUGCUAGAUACAGGGGCCAGUAGGACUGUGCUAGGAGACCAAAGGGUUCGAGAAGUGAUAAGCGGUCUUGCUGCAGAGUGUCGCGGUCGAGUAAGGAAGAUAGCUUCUGAUGUCACCUUCCGUUUUGGAAACAGCGGGACACUCACGUCAAAAUUUGCGCUGCUGCUGCCCACCUCAGAAGACACAUGGGUCAGAGUUGAGGUGAUCCCCGGAAACACUCCUUUGUUGAUAUCAAAUCGUCUUCUCAGGGACCUAGACGCAGUUAUUCAUGUUAAAGAGGGGUAUUUAAUGCUGGGUGGUUCUAGGAGACCUUAG